This is a messenger RNA of Cryptosporidium muris RN66, 606 nucleotides long. Its product is annotated as Mnd1 family protein. The record is from RefSeq and is a predicted model, not a curated record. The transcript is spliced from 4 exons. Gene Ontology annotation, biological process: reciprocal meiotic recombination. Bases 1 to 606 code for a protein of 201 amino acids. Gene Ontology annotation, molecular function: double-stranded DNA binding. NCBI's taxonomy places the organism in Eukaryota, Apicomplexa, Conoidasida, Eucoccidiorida, Cryptosporidiidae.
AUGUCAAGACGUGGAGUUUCAAUCGAAGAAAAAAGAACCAGAUUAUUGAGCUCUUUAUAUGAUAAGAAAGAGUGUUUCAAUUUAAAAGAAAUAGAAAAGCUUGGCAAGAAAUGUGGAAUAAUAGAACAGACAGUUAAAGAUAUUUUACAAAGUUUAGUUGAUGAUUCCCUUGUAAUGAGUGACAAGGUUGGGUCUCUAAAUAUAUUUUGGGCAUUACCAAGUGCUGCUAGAUCAAUGAGAGAAAAUCGAAUAAAUUAUUUGAGAGCAACAAAACAAGAAAUAGAGGACAAUAUACAAUCAUUAAACAACCUGAUUGAAGAAUCAUCAAAGACAGAUACUGAGGAGACAAAGUUAAGAAAAAAGAAGAUGGAAAGGUUAGAAGAACUAACAAGUACUAAUGAAGAGCUUACAAAAAAGUUGCAACACAUAAAAAUGAUGUUACAAGAUAACCCAAAAGUACUACAAGAACAAAUAAAUCAGAGUAAUGAAGCUAUAUUAAGGUGGGAAGAUAAUAUUUGCAAUAUAAGACAGUGGAUCAAGAAAAAAAUGCCCGGAGUUAAAGAAAGAGAAAUUAAUCAAAAUUUUGGCUUACCUAAUGAAGACUAG